This is a messenger RNA of Zea mays, 2016 nucleotides long. RefSeq names its product probable WRKY transcription factor 31. Gene Ontology annotation, biological process: regulation of DNA-templated transcription. The record is from RefSeq and is a predicted model, not a curated record. NCBI's taxonomy places the organism in Eukaryota, Viridiplantae, Streptophyta, Magnoliopsida, Poales, Poaceae. The transcript has 6 exons. Bases 106 to 1749 code for a protein of 547 amino acids. Gene Ontology annotation, molecular function: sequence-specific DNA binding; DNA-binding transcription factor activity.
GAGCCGGGAGUCCUCCAAGUCCGUUAGCUUUGGCUUCUUUUGUGUGUACCCUUGACCCUAAUUGACACAAGUAACCAUAAAUCCCAGCCCUUCUCCGUCCUUUCCAUGGAGACGAAGCCGGAGCGGCACCACCGCCACGAGGAAGCCCGUGACGGGGAGGACGACGCAGUAGCCAUGGAACACGGCGCUCUCUCGCUGCAACGCGGCGGAGCCACCUUGUUUGGCUGGCGGCAGGACGAGGAGGCCGGCCGCCGCCGCCGAGUAGAGAUCCGGGAGGUGGACUUCUUCUCGAGGGACUCCAGAGCCCGCAGCCAUGACGACGCCGGCGACGGACGUGACGACGUCAACAUCGGGCUACACCUGCUAACCACGACAAGCCCCGACGAGGAAAUGACGGCGGCGGCGGCCAAGAAUCAAAAGAUAGAGGCCUCAUCAGCUGUUGAAGCAGAGCUCAGGCGGGUGGUGGAGGAUAACAGGCGGCUGCGUGGCAUGAUGAACGAGCUCACACGGAACUAUGGCGCGAUGUACCAGCAGCUUCUCCAGGUCACACAACACCACCCACAUCGACAGCAUCCCGUUGAUCUCAUGAUCAACAGAUCAUCAUUGGCUCAUACCCGCCUGACCACCGCGGCCUCGUACAACGACGACACGUCCGCUCAGCAGCUGUUGAGGGUUGAGGACGAGGCGGCUAGCGACGGAGCUGGAGAGGCGUCGCCUUCGCUGAGCAAUGGAGGAAACCAUAACGACGGCGGCGACGGCAAGCAGCGGAGGACGUCUUCGAAUGUGACAGCACCGCCGGCGAGAGAGAACGGCGGCGGCGAGCGGGCGGAGUUGCCAGCCCACAAGACAAGGGUGUCUGUGCGUGCGCGAUCUGAGGCACCAAUGAUCAGCGACGGGUGUCAAUGGAGAAAGUACGGGCAGAAGAUGGCCAAAGGUAACCCAUGCCCAAGAGCAUACUACCGGUGCACAAUGGCUGUGGCAUGCCCCGUGAGAAAGCAGGUGCAGCGGUGCGCCGAGGACAAGACAAUCCUGGUCACCACAUACGAGGGCCACCACAACCACCCGCUGCCGCCGGCAGCCGCCACCAUGGCGAGCACCACGUCCGCCGCGGCUACCAUGCUGCUCUCCGGCCCGGCCACCAGCCGCGACGGCGCGGCCGCGCUCCUCGGCCACCCGGCGGCGCUGUUCCAAUUCCACCACUCCAGCAGCAUCCCCUACGCGUCCACUAUGGCCACGCUCUCCGCCUCCGCGCCGUUCCCCACCAUCACCCUCGACCUCACGCAGACGCCCGGCGGCGUUGUCGGUAGCGGCGGCGGUCUGCUGCUGCCUCAUCACGGGCUCGGGCUCCAUCGCCCGCCCAGUGGAAUCCACCCCGUGGCGGCUCCGGCGAUGCCGUUAUCGCCGCUGGCCACGUUGCUCCAGCAGCUACCGCCCACGGGGUCGAUGUCGCUGGCUGGCCUCGUCGCGCGUCAUGAGCAGCAGCAGUCAGUGAUGGAGACGGUGACCGCGGCCAUCGCCGCCAACCCCAACUUCACCACGGCGCUUGCGGCGGCCAUCUCGUCGGUUAUGGCAGGGGCAGCGCAUCAGGCUCAGCCUACUCCACGUGCAGGUAACAUCGGCAGCGCCGGGGAGGCCAACGGCAGUGCGGGUGGUGCCGCAGCAGGUCCCACGGCAGCCGGAGCAUAUGGAGCGUCUGGCGGGUCGCCGCGGUUCGCGACGCAGUCUGCUUGCACCACGUCCACAACUUGAGCUAAUUGAUCUGUGCAGAGUUUGACUGUCAGAGAUCAUCCAUCUGCAGUUCUGCACUACAACUAUAUGUAAAAUUGAGUGUAUUAUACUAUUUAUUAUAAUAGCAUAUAUAAAUGAGAUAUACCAUACUUGCACUGUGUGUGUGUGUACAAAUGAAAAUUUGAAAUACGGAGUAUACAGUAAUUUCAGCUGAAUUAGGCGCGUAUACAAUAUUGUCUUUACCAAGGAAAGGAGUGUGCAGAGAUGAAUAAGAAAAGGAAUUAAUGG